AUGCCUGACCACCUUGGAGAUGAUAUGCGAAAAACUAAGAAAGGAGAAACUGCAGAAGAAGAGAAAGUCUUCCAAGGUCCGUUUUCCUCCUAUUUUCGAAACCUUUCUUUUUAUAAAUUUCAGCUCUGGAUGAAGGGGACAUCGCUGUACUUAAACGUUAUGGCCAAGGACCCUACGCAGAACAGUUAAAACAACUGGAUAACGAUAUCGAAGAAUGCGUCAAAAAGGUGACAUUAGCUUUUGAUGAAAACAUUUUUAGAAAGAAUGCGUUCCUCAUACUAUAUUUGUUUCGAAUCGAACUAUUUUGGUUUUUUUUAGGUGAAUGAGCUGUCUGGGAUCAAAGAGUCGGACACGGGACUGGCGCCGCCUGCGCUGUGGGACAUUGCCGCCGAUAAGCAGGCGAUGCAGCAGGAACAGCCCCUGCAAGUCGCCCGCUGCACCAAGAUCAUCACCAGCGAGAAGCACGAGCCGCGCUACCUUAUCAACGUCAAGCAGUUUGCCAAGUUCGUCGUCGACCUCGCCGAAUCCGUCGCUCCUACUGACAUCGAAGUCGAUAAUUUAGUUGGAUCGUUUUAGAAAAAUCUUUUUAGGAGGGAAUGCGCGUCGGAGUCGACAGAAACAAAUACCAAAUUCACUUACCUCUUCCUGCCAAAAUUGACCCUACCGUCACUAUGAUGCAGGUGGGUCUUUUUAUAAUUUUUUUUGGCAUUUGUAAUCUGAUUUGCGGUUUUUGAAUUUUCUUAUCGUUCACUCCCGAAAUAUUAGAAUCUCCACUUUUCUAACGCUUUUUUGCUAAUCGGGUAAAGAUCCUCGAAGUUCCGUCUUUGGCUCAAAAUUUUGUAUUAAAGACUUUUUUAUUCUUUUCUCUGGAAGGUUUGAUAUUCCAAGUUUUAAGGUGGAAGAGAAGCCAGAUGUGACAUACUCGGACGUGGGCGGCUGCAAGGACCAAAUAGAGAAGCUGCGCGAAGUUGUCGAGACGCCGUUGCUGCAUCCGGAGCGCUUCGUCAACCUCGGAAUCGAGCCGCCGAAGGGAGUCCUGCUCUAUGGACCGCCUGGAACCGGAAAGACCUUGUGUGCCCGAGCCGUCGCCAACAGGUCUCCUUAUUGAUUGAUAACUUCCAAUUUAUACUUUUUUUUUUCUCUGCAAAAGCUCAAUUCGAAGGGUCUAUUCGGAAAUUCACUAUCAAAGUAAUCAGAAACGCGUUUAAGAGAAGUUCAAUAAUAAGCUACAAUAAAAUCUCCGAAAUUCUCAUUUUUUGUUAUCUCAAAUUUUGGUCUUUGUUCAAAAUAUAGCCAAAAAAUAAGAAAAACUUCGCGAACGAGAUGAACUAAUAAUAAUAAAGCUAUAAUCUCUUUAUUUUAUCAAAGUUUCAAAUUACUUUGCCACAUUUCCGUUAGAAUAGGUUACACUAGCUUUAGUUGAAGCAAAAAAAAUAUAAUCGGAAAUUUUUUUAUUAUUUUUUUCCAUUAUAAGCAGCUUAAUAAAAAAAUACAUCUUUUUUUUUUCUUUUAGCCAUGUUUCGAUUUAUCUGGGCUAAUGUUGUUUUUGCGUAAAGACGAUUUUCAGAACUGACGCUUGCUUCAUUCGUGUAAUUGGAUCGGAACUUGUGCAGAAAUACGUCGGAGAAGGAGCCAGAAUGGUCAGAGAGCUUUUCGAAAUGGCCCGAACGAAAAAGGCUUGUCUCAUCUUCUUCGACGAAAUUGACGCCGUCGGUGGCGCUCGGUGAGAGUUUUUCUCGGUACAUCGGAAAUGAGCAACAUUUUCCUUCAGAUUUGAUGAUGGACAAGGUGGUGACAAUGAAGUUCAACGCACUAUGUUGGAAUUGAUCAAUCAACUCGACGGUUUCGAUCCUCGUGGUAACAUCAAGGUACGGAGGAUAUAUUAAAAACGAGAUGUGUAUUUAUGAAACUCGCGAGAUGAAUUUUUUGAAUAAUCUGGUAAGGCUCACGAAGUGAGGUCAAUCAAAAAUUGCUUUUUUUUUCGAUCGAGGGGGACUUUUAAAACGCCUGGUUUAUCUAAUAGUCACAACGAAUUUCUAUAGUUUGGAUAUUUUUGCUCUGAGUUUCUGCAGCUGCUGAAAUUAUUUUCUAGCUCGCUUUGCUUUUGUUCACGUAGAUUAAUCCAAUUGGCGACCACCAAAGAGUUUAAAGUCGUGAAUAACUGAAUAUAUCUUCGAGAAAAUGGGUAUUCCAGGUUCUCAUGGCCACGAACAGGCCGGACACGCUGGACCCAGCCUUGAUGCGUCCCGGCCGUCUGGACAGAAAGAUCGAAUUCGCCUUGCCUGACCUCGCCGGCCGGGCGCACAUCCUCAAGAUCCACGCCAAGCAGAUGAGCGUCGAGCGCGACAUCCGCUAUGAUCUGCUCGCUCGGCUUUGUCCCAACAGCACAGGUGAUUCGUGUCUCCCUUUAACACUGAAAGUCUCAGAUAGGAACAUUCAAAUUUUAAGCAAUCGAAGAUUUGUCAGAAAAAAAUUUGAAAAUCCGGCGAAAAUUUUCAUCAAGAUUUCCUUUUUAGAAAAAGUUUAUAAAAAAAUUUUUUUGGGUUUGUGAUUUCUGAAAAAAAUGUUAACGAAAAAGUCUCACAGUUCCCUGAUAUCAAGUAACAAUAAAUUUCAAGGCGCUGAGAUUCGAUCAGUGUGCACCGAGGCUGGAAUGUUCGCGAUUCGCGCCCGUCGAAAGGUGGCGACCGAAAAAGAUUUCCUCGAAGCCAUUAACAAGGUUUCCAGUUCCCCUUGUAUUCCCGGAAACUUUGAUUUUUUUCAGGUCGUCAAAGGGUACGCCAAGUUCAGUGCGACGCCGCGUUACCUCACGCACAACUGA
Molecule: messenger RNA, 2821 nt
Organism: Caenorhabditis auriculariae
Lineage: Eukaryota; Metazoa; Nematoda; Chromadorea; Rhabditida; Rhabditidae
Source: the annotation of a GenBank genome assembly